CGCUUACAAAAUCGCAACAAUUAAUGUCUUGGGUGCGACUUAGCUGAACGAACGUAGAAUUAAAUACUUCGCAGCAGGUGCUGCUAAUUAUUUAAAGUUUUGCCUUGUUCGUGUUGAACUUGAAUGCACCACGGGGGCGGAGUUUGAAGACCAAUGAAGUUUAGCCUUAGCAGCAGGAAGAAGCACACAGGCUACAGCAACCACUAACACUACCACACUGGCGGAAGGAGCAAGAUUCGCGGACUUGGAUUGAGUCUCUCAGCCGUGACGUUUCUUGACGAAUAUACUAUUGCCUGAGUCCAGUGACUGUUUUGUUCGUUCCAACACAUUUUCUUCUACCGUGGAAGAGGCGGGGGCUCCCAGCCAACGGGACACUGGCCGAGGGUAGAGUCGUAGAACGAAGGAGAUCAUCGGCUUCGCCACGGCUGUUUUAAAUCAGGGUGCAGCACUGAGCCUUCUGGCUCUUCACUGAUGCUGAGAGAGGAUGAAGAGGUUUAGGCGACACGGUCACGAGUCCCAGAGAGAUCGACUCAAACAGGAGCUGUACCAGUUCAACAAGACAUUGGAGCAUGGAUUCCCCCACCAGCCCAGUGCUCUGGGGUACAGUCCCUCCCUCAAGCUGCUGGCCAUCGGUAACCGCUCAGGAGCCAUCAAACUGUAUGGAGAUCCAGGGGUGGAGUUCAUGGGUUUACACGAUGAGAACGCUGCUGUCACACAGGUGCACUUCCUCCCACACCAGGUUGAGCUGGUGACUUUGCUAGAUGACAACAGUCUGCACAUGUGGACAUUAAGAGCCCACAAUGGACUGUCUGAGCUGCUAGAGAUUGGACGGUUUAUGCUCACAGGACCUCCUGGUGCUCCGCCUAGUGUGACACGAGUCACAGCAGUGCUGGCCCACUCCUCUGGGGAGCUGCUGCUGUUGGGUACAGAGGGGGGACAUGUCUUCAUAGUCGAGGUCCCAGGAUUCAGAGAGCUGGAGGAGAGGAACAUUAGUCUUGAACAAGUGGCCAACGGUGUACCAGACGACUACAUUGGCCGGCGGAAUUUAGAACAUGUGGAAGCUCUGCAGGAAAACCCAGUCAAUCCAAACCAAGUGAUCAUUGGCUACGGGCGAGGUCUAAUGGUCAUAUGGGAUCUGGAGAAACAGUGUGCCCUUCAGCACAUCCCUGCCACACAGCAACUGGAGAGCGUAUGGUGGAUAGACGAUGGCAGCUACGUUCUCAGUUCACACAGUGACGGAAGUUAUUGUCGAUGGAUGGUGGGUGAGGAAGAUUUAAAUGAUGAGGAAGAGAAAUCAGACAUUCCUUAUGGUCAUUUCCCUUGUAAAGCUAUUUCUAAAAUCAUUCAGCUGCCCACUGAAGAAGGGCCUCCGUUCCUGCUGUUCAGUGGUGGUAUGCCGAGGGCCAGUUACGGGGACAGACACUGCAUCACAGUGAUCCACGGUAAAAAACACAUAGCGCUGGACUUCACCUCCAGGAUCAUUGACUUCUUCGUCAUCAGAGAAGGACCGCGGCACACAGGUGAUCCCAGUGCACUGGUGGUCCUGGUAGAGGAAGAGUUGGUGGUGAUUGACCUCCAGACUGAAGGCUGGCCGGUCAUUCAGACUCCAUACCUGGUCCCUCUCCACAGCUCCGCCAUCACCUGCUCCCACCAUGUUUCUGCCAUUCCCCUCAAACUCUGGGAAAGGAUCCUUGCUGCAGGAGAACUGCAGAACACGCACUACUCUAAAAAGCCAUGGCCAAUAACUGGAGGCACCAACAUGGCCCCAGAUCCUCCACAGAGAGACCUGCUGCUGACAGGGCAUGAAGAUGGAACAGUGUGUUUCUGGGAUGCAUCAGGAGUCUGUUUGUAUCCCAUGUACAAGCUGAGCACAGCUGGAGUUUUUCACACAGACUCUGACCCCAAUGAUAACUUGAACCAGAGCUCAGAAGGAGAGUGGCCGCCGUUCAGAAAGGUCGGGUGUUUUGACCCUUACAGCGAUGACCCGAGGCUCGGCGUCCAGAAGAUCCAUCUAUGUAAAUACAGUGGUUAUCUGACUGUUGCUGGCACGGCUGGACAGAUUCUGGUCCUGGAACUUAACGAUGAGGCAGCAGAGCAGACUGUGGAGGCCAAAGUUGUGGACCUACUGCAAGGCCAGGAGGGCUUCCGAUGGAAGGGUCACACUCGUCUGGACGUGAGGGAUGAGCCUGUGAUGUUCCCUCCGGGCUUCCAGCCCUUCGCCCUGGUCCAGUGCCAGCCUCCUGCUGUAGUCACUGCACUGACGCUGCAUUCGGAGUGGAAGCUGGUGGCUUUUGGCACCAGCCACGGCUUUGGCCUUUACGACUACCAACAGAAGAACAACGUCCUUGUCAAGUGCACCCUGAACCCUAGUGAUCAGCUGGCCAUGGAAGGUCCUCUGUCCCGGGUGAAGAGCAUCAAGAAGUCUCUCAGACAGUCCUUCAGGAGAAUCAGAAGAAGCAGGGUGUCACUCAGAAAGCAUCACGUCAACAAUGCUGCGAAGAUUCAGGAUGCCAACGCUCGUCUCGAGGCAGAGCUGGCUGAAAUGGAGCUAGCGCCUGUCCAGAGAAAGAUCGAGGCUCGUUCUUCGGACGAUUCUUUCACCGGCCUCGUGAGAACGCUCUACUUUGCCGACACCUUCCUGUCAGACAGUUCCCAUAACAGCCCCUCCCUAUGGGCAGGGACUAAUGGUGGCUGUGUGUUUGCAUACAUGCUCCGUGUGCCUACAGUAGAGCAUAGAGCAGAAGAACCAAUCACAGCACAUCAGGCUAAAGAAAUCCAGCUGAUGCAUCGGGCUCCUGUGGUUGGGAUCGUGGUGUUGGACGGACAUGGAGCUCCUCUCCCUGAGCCGCUGGAGGUGGCCCACGACCUGGCUCGCUCACCUGAAAUGCAGGGGUCCCACCACCUCCUGGUCAUUUCAGAGGAACAGUUUAAGGUUUUUACUCUGCCUAAAGUCAGUGCGAAGAUGAAACUAAAACUGACAGCCGUAGAUGGUUCCAGAGUACGCAGAGUGGGCGUGGCCUGGUUUGGCAGCAGUCGCUCGGAGGACUACGGUGAGAGUGGCCUGGUGGUUCUUACCAACCAGGGUGACGUACACGUGGUGUCACUGCCCACCGUGAAGAUGCAGGUGCACUACCCGUGCAUACGUCGGGAGGACGUCAGCGGCAUCGCUUCCUGUGUCUUUACCAAACACGGCCAAGGGUUCUAUCUCAUCUCUCCGUCCGAGUUUGAGCGAUUCUCUCUGUCGACACGUUUCGUGGUGGAACCUCGCUGCUUGGUGGAGGUUCCUCACUCAGGCACCACUAAACAAAACAGAAUUACCAGGAACGACAGUGAGGAUGCAGAAAGUGCAGCUAGACGUGUUAUGGAGCAUGCUUUGCUGAAUGAUGAGAAGGUACUGCAGGAGAUCCAGAAGUCCCUGGAGGGAGACCAGACGUCAUUUGUGGAGAAUCACGUGAAGAACGCUGUAGCUUGAGAAUCGCUGCUUUCCAAUUCUGAACUGACUCGCUGACGUCCCCGAAGCUUUCUGCAGAGAUGCAACCACAACCACUACUGUUCCCUGACCCUUGAACCCUCUCCUCCAGAGUGACUGACCGCCUACUGACUCCUAACUUUUACCUUGUAGAGAGACGCCAAAGGACUCGUAGCAGUAGUGAGCUCAGUGCACCGCACUGCAAUGCUGACUGCGGGCUGAUAUUGUAGACAGAGUAAAAGAAAAAAAAAAAAAAACACCCUGUGCCUACAGUGACACACAGAACGUGGUCACACACACCUGCUUUAACCCAAAAUCAACACGAUGAACAUUCCUGACAUGUGAUCAGUGCGAAUAAUCCUCAUCCAUGCUUCUCACCUCUUCUGUCGGCACCUUUUUUUUUUUUCUUUUUUUUUAGCUGUGUGAAAUGAGUUAGUUUUCAUCAUCACCUGUAUUUUACAGUAAUUUAAACCUGUUAAAGUCUAAAUGUGGACCUCAUGGUCUCACACGACAAUAUUUUAAAAGUUCAACGUCUGAGUCUGAAUUUAUGCCUUUUUUGAGGUAAAAUUCUUUCAGGAAAGAAUAAAUGCUGAAUGUUGGGCCUAGUCUCAAAAAAAAAAAAAAUCAACUGGCAUCCAGCGUUAUUGUAUCAGAGACAGGAUGCUCAGUUUAAAACUUUUUGUGACAUUUAAACAGAUUUUAUAAGCACAAUUAGACCUUCAGUCAUGUUAGAGAGACAGUGAUUGUGGGACAACACCUUUGACUUUUGCCAAUGUUUCCAAUACUGUAUGUCCCCUUCACCAGUCCCUUCAAACACCUGUAUCUUGGUUCCAAAUUUUGGUUUAUUUACUUGAGUAAUUCUAAUUGUGUUUAUGUGAGUUCUAAUGAGGUUUUAAUAUAGAUUGGUUCUGAAAUAUCUGUUUAUUGUCAAUUUAAAUUUAACUCUUAAUUUAAAUGGUGCCUUGACUUUAAAGAAAAACAUUUACUUUCUUUCCACUUUAAUGAACUCUGGUAGGACUUUAAAUUUAGUUGAGAUUUUUUUUUUAAAGUUGUCUCGUGAUCCCAAACUAAAGAUAGAAUUUUAUUUUAUUUUUUUUCUCUUAUUUGGCCCAAAUUGUCUCCAUAAUUUUCAGGUGUAAUGAUAACACCAUAAAAUUGGACAUGUUUUGAUUAAAU
This is a messenger RNA of Cynoglossus semilaevis (tongue sole), 4645 nucleotides long. RefSeq names its product LLGL scribble cell polarity complex component 2 (gene llgl2). Gene Ontology annotation, molecular function: myosin II binding; GTPase activator activity. Bases 485 to 3472 code for a protein of 995 amino acids. The record is from RefSeq and is a predicted model, not a curated record. The transcript has 27 exons. NCBI's taxonomy places the organism in Eukaryota, Metazoa, Chordata, Actinopteri, Pleuronectiformes, Cynoglossidae. Gene Ontology annotation, cellular component: cytoplasm; cortical actin cytoskeleton; plasma membrane. Gene Ontology annotation, biological process: regulation of establishment or maintenance of cell polarity; establishment of spindle orientation; Golgi to plasma membrane transport.